Molecule: messenger RNA, 1075 nt
Organism: Trichogramma pretiosum
Lineage: Eukaryota; Metazoa; Arthropoda; Insecta; Hymenoptera; Trichogrammatidae
Exons: 5
Coding region: 428-1075 (215 amino acids)
Source: RefSeq, a predicted model, not a curated record
UUGAUUAUAUGCACGCCGUUCGAGCGCGUAUCUUUCCCUACAAUAUUCACUCCGUUUUACAUAAACUGUUUAUGACGCGAUUGUUUGUUUUUUCUUCUUCUUUUUUUUUGACUCAGCUAAUCUUUCGUACCAGUUGACAUUCAUUUUUUUAACCAUGGGAUUUUCUUUUUUGGAGUACUUUACAAAGGUUUUCGUUGGCACCUCCAAUGAAAGUUCAAUAUCGACGAAAUCAUUGUUAACGUUUCGUUUCAAAACAACUGUAUUCUUUUUAUAGUGUUCAAAUUUUUUAUUCCUUUAUUGGUAACACUGCAGUUUGACUCCGAAAACGAAUGACGCUUCAAAUCACUUGCCUUUCGUUUGUCCAGUACAACUAAUCUUCGUUAAUUUUCUCGACAAAUAAACGCAGUUGCCUUAAAUCAACGCGAAAAUGCAAGACCAAAACAACGAAGAUUCGGCCUCGGUCAACAGCGAUGAGUCCAACGUCAGUUCCUUCGCCCCAAAAGACAAACUCGAGGAGUUGAUCAAUAUGGAAUUGAAGCACUCGGGUGUGUAUGCCGACGUCCUCUGGAAAAAUCAAUUUCUCAAGGGGGAUUUCGAAAAUUUGUACACUUCUUGUCAGCGCUUUGACGAGCAAAAAAAGAAAAAGAGUGAGGUUUUAGAAGACUACUACGAAAAGCUGACCGAACUUCGUAAACGUAAUCACCAAGAUUUGAAAGAUAAAUUAAACUCCAUCAUACUGAAAAUCAACGAGACUAACUCCAAAUUUCAUGAAGCUUACUCUAACUACAGUUCUGAUGUAAUCAAUUCAUACAUACAAUUUUUCGACAACGAAGCAGAAAGCCAAGAGGCGCGUUUGGCAGAUUUAACGCGAAAACUAGAUUCUCUACACGAAAAGGAAAAAGGACUCGGGUCACUGAUGAAAAAAGGACCCACAUCAAGCACCAGCUUAGACGUGGUUAUUAAUAUGCUCUUCGAGUCAUCCAUGAAACGACCCGAGAUACAACUCGACGAGACAUUGUCGAAAUUAUCAAUGGAAAUGGAGAAAUUGGAACGGAGGUUGCAGGCAAAUCAAUAA